AUGAUUUUUAUUCCCACAUCAUCACAACCAACUUCAACCUCGACAACAAUCAGCACAACCGGUGCCACAACAUUGACAACAUCUCCAAGCACCACAGGUACAACAACAUUACCAAUAUCAACAAGUAUUUCAACAUUACCAGCAACAACCAUAAGUUCAACAACUUCAAGCAAUUCAGAAUAUCAACAACAAUUCACAGAUUGGAUGAUUCAAAACAAUAAAUCAUACACAAACAAUGAAUUCUUGACAAGAUUCAAUAUUUUUAUUGAUAAUCUCCUUUAUGUCAAUCAAUUUAAUUCGUUGACUGGAAAUGAUACAGAUGCAAUGAAAUUAGGCAUGAAUGUAUUUGCAGAUUUGACACUCGAUGAAUUCACCAACACAUUCCUUAUCAAAGAUUUAUUAAAUUUCUCAGCAAAUUCAAAUACUACUUCUACAAGUACAUCAACAACAACAACAACAACAGGAGGUGGAUUAUUAGGAGGACUAUUAACUGGUGUUUUAACAAUUGGAACCGGAGGAUCUACAUCAGAUGGUGGACUUUUAACAGGUUCAUCUAAAUCAUCAAGUUCAUCUCUCAGUACUUUAAUGGCUGUGGAUUGGCGAGCUGCUCUACCUGGAGUUAAAAAUCAAGGAUCGUGUGGAAGUAGUUAUGCAUUUGCAUCGUUAGCUCCACUUGAAGCCUCAUUGGUAAGAAAAGGAGGUCAAAGAGUUUCUCUUUCUGAACAAGAAAUUGUUGAUUGUACAAAAAAUUCAUAUUUUACUUAUCAGAAAUUAAUAGAUGGAAAAGGCAAUUCUGGUUGUAAUGGAGGUUGGAUGACAGGUGUUUAUGAUUAUAUUAAACGAGCAGGAGGUGUAAGUGAAGAAUCAUCAUAUCCAUACAAUGGUGUUGUUCAAAAGUGUAGACCCUCUGGAUCCAAAUAUGGAGCCAUUGUUAAUUACGUUAUUAUUGAUAAUGAACAAGCAAUGGUAAAUGCUUUGACAAAUGUAGGACCAGUUGCUAUUGCUUUACAGGCCGGUGUAAGAUCAUUCCAAAUGUACAACGGUGGUAUCUAUUAUGAUGCUGGAGCAGGUAGCAUCGAUCAUGAAGCUACACUUGUUGGUUUAGGAACAGAGAAUGGAGUGAAUUAUUAUAUUAUGAGAAAUAGUUGGGGUACUGGAUGGGGAGAAGGCGGAUUAGCCAAAGGAAUUGAUUUACCAAUAGGCACUAUAAAAAAGAUUGAAUUAAUCAAGAUACCAAACAUUCAACUUAUUAAUUGGAGCUAA
Heterostelium album PN500 is the source of this 1263-nucleotide messenger RNA. Its product is annotated as C1 family peptidase. The record is from RefSeq and is a predicted model, not a curated record. Gene Ontology annotation, cellular component: lysosome. Gene Ontology annotation, molecular function: cysteine-type endopeptidase activity. Lineage: Eukaryota; Evosea; Eumycetozoa; Acytosteliales; Acytosteliaceae. Bases 1 to 1263 code for a protein of 420 amino acids. The transcript has 6 exons.